Molecule: messenger RNA, 3332 nt
Organism: Prionailurus viverrinus (fishing cat)
Lineage: Eukaryota; Metazoa; Chordata; Mammalia; Carnivora; Felidae
Gene: P2RY12
Product: purinergic receptor P2Y12
Exons: 2
Coding region: 1154-2173 (339 amino acids)
Biological process (GO): G protein-coupled receptor signaling pathway; blood coagulation
Cellular component (GO): membrane
Molecular function (GO): G protein-coupled purinergic nucleotide receptor activity
Source: RefSeq, a predicted model, not a curated record
UUCCCCAUUCAUGCUCUGUCUCUCUCUGUCUCAAAAAUAAAUAAACGUUAAAAAAAAUUAAAAAAAAAGAAAAUUGAUGUUAAAGAUUAUUUAACAUACGCAGAGAUAGACCCACUCAAAAUUCAAAAGAAAGAAGUAACCAAAACAUAUGUUCACACCAAAGGCACCAAGCCAAGUGGAUCUACUGGAAAUAAAGGGACAUUACAGUUCAAAUCUUGUAUGUGUGUGAGAGAGCAUCAAAAACAUUUAUGUAAAGGUAACAGAGAAACAGAGAUCCCUUAAUUUAAUAACAUAUUCUCUGCCCAACCAAAAGCUAGAUUACAAAAUAAUUGUUUAUAUUCAAAUUCUAUUUAAGAAAAGCCUGAAAGACACUUUAUAUAAUAAGCCUGGCAAUGGAUACAACUGUUUUUCUUUUUUAAUGUAAUUUUGGAAUCUUCAAAUUUAUAAUGAGAGGAAACUGUUUCACGUACGAAGACUUGAUCAAACACAGAUUUAAAAUAAUGACAUUAUUAGCCAGGAAAAAAAAAACAAGGGGCAAGAGACUUAACAUCCGUAUCAAGCACACGUUUUGAGUUAAUGUAAUUACUUGUUAAAAGGUAAUAUAUCACCCAGCUUGAGCACAGUAUGUUUUCAGGUAAAUAAUCAUCCGAGAAAGCAAGCUCGCAAUCUUCUCCGGGAAGCAGACUUUGAAAAGCUUGAUCUCAACAUGGAUUUACUGUGUACAUGGGAAACAGCCAAAAGAACUCAUAAAGUAUCAAACUCUAUGGGCAGGUCUCACCAAACAGAAGCAAGAUUUUAAACUGCAUUUUAAACGAUGAAUUCUUGCCCAUCCUGCCCCACAUUUCUCAGGGAAAUAAAAGCAGAAGUCCUAAAAAUGGCCAGACGGAAAUAGAGUGUCUGCACAGCUUUGAGUCCAGGGCACUGGAAGGUAAUUUCUGAUUGUGAAGUCCUCUCUUCCUCUCUUUUUCUCUAGAACACUCAAGACUUUACUGAUGAACACUCAGAAGAUAAAGAGUUAUAACAACUAAACUAAGACAUUAAAAGGAAAAUACCAGACGCUACUCCGCAGGUUGCCUUAACUGCCAAUUAAUGGAUACAUUUAAAUCCUCCUGAAUCAACAAAACAACCAGGUAGCUAAGAAGAAACACAAGCCAUGGACAACCUCACCUCUGUGGCUGGGAAUGGCAGCCUGUGCACCAGAGAUUACAAAAUCACCCAGGUCCUCUUUCCGCUCCUCUAUACCGUCCUCUUUUUUGUUGGACUCAUCAUAAACAGCCUGGCAAUGAGGAUUUUCUUUCAAAUCCGCAGUAAAUCCAACUUUAUUAUUUUUCUUAAGAACACAGUCAUUUCUGAUCUUCUCAUGAUUCUGACUUUUCCAUUCAAAAUCCUCAGUGAUACCAAGCUGGGAACAGGACCACUGAGAACCUUUGUAUGCCAAGUGACCUCUGUCAUAUUUUAUUUUACAAUGUACAUUAGUAUUUCAUUCCUGGGACUGAUAACUAUUGAUCGUUACCAGAAAACCACCAGGCCAUUUAAGACAUCCAAUCCCAACAAUCUCUUGGGGGCUAAGAUUCUCUCCGUUGUAAUCUGGGCAUUCAUGUUCUUGAUCUCUUUGCCCAACAUGAUUCUGACCAACAGGAGGCCAAGAGAAAAGAAUGUGAAGAAAUGCUCGUUCCUCAAAUCGGAGUUUGGUCUGGUCUGGCAUGAAAUAGUCAAUUACAUCUGUCAAGUCAUUUUCUGGAUUAAUUUUUUAAUUGUCAUUGUAUGUUAUACACUUAUUACAAAAGAACUAUACAGGUCAUAUGUCAGAACAAGAGGUGUAGGCAAAGUCCCUAGGAAGAAGGUAAACAUCAAAGUUUUCAUUAUCAUUGCUGUGUUUUUUAUAUGUUUUGUUCCUUUCCAUUUUGCCCGCAUUCCCUAUACCCUGAGCCAGACCCGGGAUGUCUUUGACUGCUCUGCUGAAAAUACUCUGUUCUAUGUUAAAGAGAGCACCCUUUGGUUAACUUCCUUAAAUGCAUGCCUGGAUCCAUUCAUCUACUUUUUCCUUUGCAAGUCCUUCAAAAACUCCUUAAUGAGUAUGCUGAAGUGCCCCAAUUCUGCAACAUCUCUAUCUCAAGAAAACAGGAAAAAAGAACAGGAUGGUGGUGACCCAAGUGAAGAGACUCCAAUGUAAACCAAAUGAGGUAAUAUUUCAAUCUGUAAGUGGUUGGAAUACACAAAAGGAAAACACUGUGUAAAAAUACUGGCUAAACAGUAAGCUGAGUCAGUAACAAUGACUCUUUAAACAAGUAGAAAACUACAGAAGUAAUUUUCAUUUACUUUUCCAGUAUGAAAAAGCUAUCUUAAAAUACAGAAAAGAAACCUAACAUAGAGAUAUGGGUAGCAAAACAAACUGUAUCUAAUUACCACGGUUACAAGCCAAACUACAGAGAACUCAUGAUUUGUAGAGUGUUGGCAAAAUGGGUAACCAUAUAAUAUCUACUGUAAUCCUUUAAAUACGUUACUGAGCACAAUGUUAUUAUCAAGUUAUAGUCAACUAAGGGAGAAUGAUAAAUCUGAUAAAAAAAUCUUCUGACCAAAAAUUAUACUAAGAUGUAUAUACAUCCAAGACCGUAACCAAAUGCUCAUCUACUGUGAUACUCAUUAUAAAGAUUUAAGUGGGACACACAAAGAAUAGUUACUACUAACUUCUAAUUAUUAGCAAAAAUCUUAGGAAAUUUAAACUAAUUGAAAUGGUAAUUGGACUGAUUUUUUUAAAUUUUCAUUAAGAAGAUAGAGGUUUAAAAAUACCUUUCCAAUAAAGGAGCAGAAAUAGCAAAGUUAUUAAAAUGGUUACUUUUAUGACAUUCUAAAACCAAAAACUCCUGAGUAUUUCCUUAAUACUAGAGAAACCAGUUUUAUUAAUAUUUUGACAAUUUUACUCAGUACAGUACCACCAUUGCCACUUACCUUUAUUAACUAGCUUCUAGAAAUUAAGUACUACUUGGGUUAAUGAAUAUUUCCUUUAAUGAGAAAAACAAAUGUGAUUAUGUGGUUGCAAAGCAUAACUAGUAACAGAAAAGUAGUUAAAAUGUUUGUAAUUACUGGUUUGUCAUUUGUGUGUAAAAAAAAAUGUAUAUUAAACUCUAAAUCACACUUUGUUGGAAUUUCUUUGUUCAAAGACAUUAGAUACCAUGCCUCACCUCUUACAUACUCCUAUAUCAAACAGCAAACCCACUUAAUAAGGGGUAACUGCCAACACUAUUUUAUGAGACGUUAUUGGGCAGUCUCUUCUGAAGGUAACCUAUCACAUGAAUUAGUCCAUAAGUAAAUGAAAUAAUAGAUCAGAUUGA